Onthophagus taurus is the source of this 945-nucleotide messenger RNA. Its product is annotated as Hematopoietically expressed homeobox. Gene Ontology annotation, molecular function: DNA-binding transcription factor activity, RNA polymerase II-specific; RNA polymerase II cis-regulatory region sequence-specific DNA binding. Lineage: Eukaryota; Metazoa; Arthropoda; Insecta; Coleoptera; Scarabaeidae. Gene Ontology annotation, biological process: regulation of transcription by RNA polymerase II; cell differentiation. The record is from RefSeq and is a predicted model, not a curated record.
AGAGACCACAACUCAACUACACUUAUUAUAAACCAGUUGAUCUCCAACUUUUUUUUAUUUCAUCUUAAAACAAAGUGAUUCAAUAAGAUAAAUCAAUAAGAAGAUAAAUCAAAAAGAAGAUAAAUCAAAGAAAAAAAAUAAAUCAUGUCGUUUAGAAUAGAUGACAUCUUAAAAAGAGAAUCUUCAGAGAAUCGUAAAGAUAUUGAUAGAGAGAGUCCGCCAUUUGUCCAAAAAGAAGUAGCCCCUAAAGAUUUAGUACAAGAAUCGUCUAAAGAUAUCUCAAAAAGUGUUGAACCAGCGCCGGUUUUUGGGUUAACCCCAGAUAGUAUUUUACAUCAAUCUUUAUUAAAUAGACAAUUGGGUUAUUAUAGAAGUGCAAUGGAUUACCAAAAUUUGAGGCUGUUGCCGAACAUGUAUUGUGAUAAAAUGUAUAUGCCUUAUGGGGGAAGUUAUGAUCCUUAUAUGGAUAAAGUGAGCGCCUUCUCAAAUGUUUGUUCGAGAACUCGAUUUUGGUCGAUGUAUCCACAUCCUGUUGUUUUACCUCUUCCGUACACGCAUUAUUCGAAGAGGAAAGGGGGGCAAGUUCGAUUUACAGCAUCUCAAACGGACACUUUAGAGAAGAGGUUUAAUUCUAAUAAGUAUUUGAGUCCUGAAGAUCGGCGGGUUCUUGCGGAUUCUUUAAAAUUAACGGAUAGACAGGUUAAAACUUGGUUUCAAAAUCGACGGGCUAAGUGGAGGAGAUGUAACAGUAUCUCUUCAAAUUCACAAUUAGAUCAAAAUGAUAGCGAAUCUGAACCCGAAAUUUGUGAUGACACGCCGGAGCAUGAAAAAAUAGAAAUAAAUAAUUAGGUUUAGAAUAAUAAUUUAGUUUUUACGAUAAAUAAUGUAGGAAAUGUUUCAGUAUUUUGUUGUUAUCUCUUUUAAAAUUAAUUUAUUUACCCUAUU